Haliotis rufescens (red abalone) is the source of this 2287-nucleotide messenger RNA. RefSeq lists its product as uncharacterized. NCBI's taxonomy places the organism in Eukaryota, Metazoa, Mollusca, Gastropoda, Lepetellida, Haliotidae. The record is from RefSeq and is a predicted model, not a curated record. The coding region runs from base 672 to 1964 and encodes 430 amino acids. The transcript has 2 exons.
UUUUUAUUAUCAUUCCUCCCUCGGAGUUUCUUUACAGGCGAUCGUGACAAUGGACAGAGUUUUUGUUUCCGUUCGAUUUGAUCCCAUGUUAGCGUCAACAACACUUGUGACAACCGAUAGCUACACGAGAGGGUGAUAUUGAGGGUGGUAUUGACUGAAAUCGACGGGACAACGGGGAGUGACGUGUUACCUUUUACCUAAUUAUCCCUACUUAAAGUGUCGCUAUGCGCAUGAUGUCCUGUGACAUAGACAUGGCUGUUUGUGUCUGCCUGGCAACCACUGAAUAACGGGAACAUAAUGGGUCUCUCCACCCUGGGAGUAUCUGGGCUGGGAUAACGUGUACUGUUUCGAGACAUGAUAAAAACAAGCGUCAACUUCUGAAAAGUGCGUUACAGUUUUUUUGCGAUGUGUCAUUCGACUCAUUGAUUUGGUCUUGGAUCUCAUUGUUGGUUUCAAGGAAAGGGAAACUGAUAAAAGAAUGGCCUGAAAUGUUAUGAUUCUGUCUCUUAAAACAACAAAAUCACUGCCUCAAGCAAAUAUAUGUCCGGGUUUCACUCCCGGAAAAUCCUGAGACUCUUAAUCAAUACCGCUGCCCGUCCAGCCCUCGUCAUGCACCUGUCCACUGUUCAGUUCUUCUAUUCGAAAAGGCCAAACAGUUACUAAUCCCAGCCAUGCCGAGACGAUCGUAUGAAACCAGUAUUUACCCCUUCAGCCGUCGCCUGGAGACGAAGAGACAACGAAAAAGAGCCGAGUUCCUCGAGAGCAUUGGGGUUAGGUUUGAGGGGGACCCUGAGUCAAAUGACCUCCCCCACAUCUAUCUCCCCCGGCUCCACAGACAGAAGACAGAGAAAGAUCAGAAUACGAAACUAGGGGACGCACUUUUGAAGCUAGCUCAGGAUAGCAGCACCAAUGAUCACGUGACAUCUCAUCAGGACCAGAUGUCCACAGUUCAACGAGAAAUUCGAGAAUUCACUGACUGGAUCGUUCCACAUCUCAGGAAAAGCGGAUUCGAAUUAGAUUUUAAACGUCCAAUUGUCAUUGAAAGCAUUCCACCAUGGACGACAGCCGAGAAAGAAAUUCCAUGUCUUUUGCCAUUUUCUUUGAAGAAGGUGAGGCUGAAGCCUCUGGAUCCAGGCUACGUCGUCAUGCAGUUACCCAGACGGGACUCCACUGAUUCUGACGAAUUUUCGAAUCUCCGUUCAGAAGACAGGCUCCACCUGUCACCAAAGAAAACGUAUCACCUGUUUCACAAAAUAUUGAAAAAGGCUUUCCAGAAGGAGUCUAUACCGUUUGAGCGUCUGCGGAUGGUUCUGAAGGAUAGCCGUUACUGUAUAUACUACGAUCUGAAGAACUAUGGUUGGAGAAUAGAAAUCAUUCCUGCAAUACACAUAUACAAAUCCAACGCCGUUCUUGUGUCCAAACCGUUUGACAUUGAUGAAAACGCUUCUUCAGAAAUGCGAUGGAGAAUAUGCUGGGCCCAGAAAGAGGCUGAAAUCAUCCGAUCAAUCUCCUGUACAGACAAAGGUAUCAGGACCAAAGCACUGCAGAUUGUCUGCAAACUGUGCCAGAAGGACUGGCGUCUGAAGAUGCUGACACCAUACCAGAUCCAGACAACGCUAUUGUUCGACAUGGAUUAUCAUGUGGAUCACUCACCACGGUGGCAAAGAAGCAGUCUGGAGGAAUGUGUCCUCUCUCUCCUCAACAGACUCUUACACUAUGCCAAGGCGGGAUACCUGCCUCACUUUAUCAUUGAGGGACUAGACCUGUUCGGUCUGCUGGACCCCAAGACAGUCAUCCUGUACAAGAGCGCCUUGGAGAGACUGACCACGAACGAGAAGGCUCUGAUCAGCCUCAUUGAAAGAACUCGUCCUGAAGAUGACGCUGAGCCCCUGUGGCUUGAACCUAAACCUGACAGUGUUGCCCUGCCCAAUUUACAGAUUCCGACUUACACUGGAAUUGUCUGACAAAUAUUAUAAAAGAUCCGUUGCCUGUAAGGUAUGUGGCAUUCCCAAUGGAACAACCGAACGGGUGACCUCAAAGGGAUACAUUGCAGAAUAAAAUGUUGGCAGUUGGACCACAGACUUGCAGCUUGCUGGUGAAUUGCAAUAGGUAAAUGUGGUCUGAAUGACUGAUCACUGAAUCACCCAUUGUCGGAAGCUUAUCUCAAUGUUCGGAGGUUGAAUUAGAAAUUGAUUUGAAAUAAAAAUCUCUCAUAAAUACCUCUUCACAUCGCAACGGUAUAACGCAUCCGUGGCUCUAAUCCAUGGUGUUAUCCUAGCUCUACGAC